This is a messenger RNA of Etheostoma cragini (Arkansas darter), 2757 nucleotides long. RefSeq names its product apolipophorins-like. Gene Ontology annotation, molecular function: lipid carrier activity. The transcript is spliced from 11 exons. Gene Ontology annotation, biological process: lipid transport. Lineage: Eukaryota; Metazoa; Chordata; Actinopteri; Perciformes; Percidae. Bases 1285 to 2757 code for a protein of 490 amino acids. The record is from RefSeq and is a predicted model, not a curated record.
UAUGUCUCUACAUUUACAUCAAUGUUGAUUUGAUAAGUGAUAAAUUCAACUCAUCAUCCUAAAGCAAAAACACAAAUCGUGGUAUUAAACAUAAACCAAAAAUCUAGCUCUAUCUAGUUGUAUUCUUCAAAAAUAUUUUAUAUUACCAGUAAAUCACAAGUAAAAUGUUAUUUUAGCACACUAACCUAUUUUCGAUUUAACAAACUUCUACUACAAGCCUAUUUCAUGACUUAUAAGUUAGAAUGAAAGGGAGUUGUACGGGGUAAACAGUAUUUUCCAGAGGAUUGUCUUAAAUACAAUUUUCUCUGUGUGUUUGAACGCAGCGUCAACCAGCAACACGCAGUGACUGACGUCGCAGCACGGGCGUGGACAGUGGCGGCGGGUGCGCAUCGUUGUGGAAAGUAGGUGGCAGGCAGCUUGGGUAAUGAUGGGGGAAGGCGGUUGGGAUGAAAUGCGUGACGGGUAAUUUAUAGUUUUAGCCCACUCGGAUUCUGAAGAACGUUGCUAUGGGGUGCAGGGCUUUUUAUUUAACGUUUCUGGCAAAUAUAGUUAUAUCAACAGCCACCAUAGCCCCCUAACUCAUAGCCCUCUAAAUCUUUACUUUACAAACUGUUUUUAUCCACAAGACAGACACUAGAUGUCUCUCUUCUCUCAUGGUUACCUCUCUUAACUGAAGUUGUUUGUCUUCAGAGAAGUUUCUGAACCAGCUUUAAUUAAAGUCCACACUGGUGGUUCAUUGAUUUGGAUGAGGUAUUUUUGGUCAUAUUGACAGUGUUUAGGGGUGUGUCUCCUCACAUAAUCUCUAAGCAAAUCUGUUGUAGGCUAUUGUUGAAGAUGUGCAACAACAAACCCACUUUGGUAAUUAUUAUUACAGGUUUGGGUUUGUAGUGCUGUUUUUUUGUCCUGGGCUAUCCCUGCAGAAAACAAUCAUAUUGGACAUCACGCACCCGCCUGCCAGCUUUCAAAUGAUUUAACUUUCCUGCAAUACACUGAAUUUUCCAUCCCUAUGUGGCUCAUGUUUUAUGUCUGUCCAAGUUAAUUGGAAAACAUAAGAAAACCCCCCAAAUUGUGAGGCCCAUUGCUGUGUCAAGUGAUUGGCUCAGUCAGUGUUUGUAGCUCCAGCUUGGAGGUAUUUCCUGAUUGGUUGCUGUGAGCACCAUGGGUCACUGUGGAAGCCCACGUACAAGCGUGGCCUUUCAGUGGCUGUGAACAGUGCUUGGUUUUCAUCUCGCUUACAUGUGGAGGCUUGGAAGCAGCCAGAUCUGGCACUGACUUAGGGUUGCUAUGGCUAUGUCCUUGUUACUUCCCAAUUGUCUGCAUGUUACACUAUUUUUUCUCCUGCUACAUGUAGGUAAUUGCUUUCAGACAGAACCAAAACUCUGUGAUUCAAGUUGUGCUGGGCUUUCUACCCCUGACUUGUUCUAUCAGAAAGGCGUGAGGUAUACCUACAGGUAUAGCACGACAAUUACCACAACCCUUCAUGGCUCCAAUGCUGGCAGGAAUGGACUGGCUCUGGACUGUGUGGUUGAUAUCAAUGUGAUUUCAAAGUGUCACCUUAUGAUGCAGAUUAGGAAUCCACAGAUAAAGCGGCUUUCUCCUCAGAAGGAGCACUCUGUUCAGCGUUUAAAGAGCUUGAGGGAGUCACUGGAGAGAGCGCGCCUCAAAUUCUCCCUCCAGGGGGGAAAGGUCACAGCCCUCUGUCUCCAGGAGGGGGAGCAGGUGUGGGCCCUCAACAUUAAAAGGGCUCUACUGAGCAUGCUCCAGACCUCCCGCAUGGGAUCCAAACAGGAAUUAGAAGAGGAGACCGAUGUGUACGGGAUGUGUACCAGUAGGUAUGAGAGGCGAGGACCUGUUCUGCUGAAGAGCAGGGAUCUAAAACAAUGCCAACAGUCCAGGCUAGCAAACUUCUGGCCCCAUUCAGUAUCUUUAACUGAAGAUACAUCACUGCAGUCAGAGCUGCACUGUGUUCAAAGGCAUGGGUUGCAUGGAGUGAUGGAAGAUGUCAACUGUACUGAAGCCAUUUCCAUGGCAACAUGGUCCACAACUGCAGGGCUGGUGAAAACCCAAACAGUGUCCACCCUGCGUCUGCUCAGAGCCCAGCCGGGGACUCCUUUAGAAACAGAUUCCUUAGAUCCUGGUGUGCUAACUGACCUGCAAUUUGAGGAUGAGGGGGCUGCAAGGCCCGAAAAAGCCAGAGCAUCAACACCUCAGCAAGCCAGUCAAACUGUCAGGAUUUUAUGUAGCCUCACCUCAGACCCACAACUGGCAUCACAAGAGUUCCUUCAACUGGCUUUCCAGCUGAGAGAUCUGACUCUCUCUCAACUCAAGACACUUUGGCAGGAAGCAUCUUUCAAGUGCCGCAAUGACUGGCAGCCAUUGUUGGAUGCAUUACCAGCCUGUGGAUCUGAAAACUGCAUCAUGCUACUGACUGACCUAGUGAGGAACAAAGAGCUGGAGGAGGAGCAGGCUAACGCUUUUCUCACCACCAUAGCCCUCAUCCCUCAUCCAUCGCCACAGAUCAUCGACUCCAUCAAUGCCUUACUGGAGAUCCAAGAGGUUCGGUCCAAGGCGCUGUUAACUGGAUCAUCUCUGGUCCAUCAACUGUGCCAAAGGUCUCACGCCUCCUGUAGUGAACUUCCGCAGGUACAGACCUUCAUACAGACGCUAAAGGAAACCCUGAAGGAGGGCUGCGAGGGAGAGCAACCCACUCGAGUGAAGAUGCAUUCAGAUGACCACAAGGUGCAUUUCUCAUCAUAA